AUGACAUUUGCCGAGCUCAUUCAGAAACUUACAGCACAUUUAAGCCCUAAACCCUCAGAAAUUACUGAACGUUUUCGUUUUCAUAAACGAGAUCAGACUGCAGGGGAGAGCGUGACAGUUUACAUGGCAGAAUUACGUCGUUUAGCGAUACACUGUAAUUUCGAGGAUUCGUUGAGUAAGACUUUGAGAGACAGAUUUGUAUGUGGCUUAAAGCAGGAACACAUCCAGAAACGACUGCUUGCCGAAUCACAGUUGGAUUUAGAAAAAGCCAUUCAGACAGCUGUCGCCAUGGAAACGGCAAGUCGCGACGCACUAGAAUUACAGGGAAAGCGUGAAAGUGUAAGUAACCUUUCUGUGAAUAAAACAAAGAAAACGAACUAUGGUAAAAUGAAACCCAGACCAGUACACAAAACAGUACAGGGAAAAUGUUACAGAUGUGGAGGGGAACACAGAGCAAAUGACUGUAAACACACAAACACAAAAUGUAGGUAUUGUUCAAAAGUUGGACAUUGGAGAGAGUGUGUCUUAAGAAGAAGCGUGAAAACGGGGGGAAAACUGAAUUACGUUGACACAGAUGAAUACGGAAUCGACAACUAUGAGGAUAAUGGUGGUUAUCUGCUGCAUUUCUCAAGCUACUACAGAGAUGUGAACAAAGUCUCAAUAGACUCCAUCAUUGUGACUCCGAAAAUUGCAGGAUCUGACAUUCCUAUGGAAGUUGACACAAGAUCUGCUGUGUCGAUCAUCUCUAAGACAACGUUGUACAAAUUCCUUAAGUCAUACACCCUGGAGGAUACGGAUACUCGGUUAAAGACAUACAGUGGGGAGCAGAUCCGACCAGUUGAUAAGAAAGUGUUUGAACCAGGAAUCGGAAAACUGUCGGACAUCAAAGGAAAACUUACAAUGCAGGAUGGUGUGAGACCAAAAUUUGACAAGGCCAGAGAAGUGGCAUAUUCCCUCAGAUUUCGUGUGGAGGAGGAACUCAACAGAUUACAGCAGGAAGGCGUCAUCUCACCUAUCGAGUUUAGUGAUUGGGCAACCCCAAUAUAA
Messenger RNA from Saccostrea cuccullata (small rock oyster), 1047 nucleotides. RefSeq lists its product as uncharacterized. Lineage: Eukaryota; Metazoa; Mollusca; Bivalvia; Ostreida; Ostreidae. The record is from RefSeq and is a predicted model, not a curated record. The coding region runs from base 1 to 1047 and encodes 348 amino acids. The transcript has 2 exons.